UCCCCUCAACCUUCCAUUUGCUCGUCCCGUUUGAGUACGAACACACCUUUUCCUAUAUCAAAAAGGAACUUAAUUACGGUACGUUAUUGCCCCAGCCUCUCACUCUCACAUCCAUCACAUAGUGGACAGACGGGUCAAAGCAUGAAACAGUGACUUGUAGCUGCCCGUCGCAAACAUCUUCUCACCUCAUCCAGGAUGUCCUUAUUGAUAGUGUGCCUCUGGGCAGGGCUUAUGUUGUCCAUUCCUCGUCCCAGUUGCCAAUCAUGCACCAUCGGCUCAGCCAAUGAGUGCAAAGAGGCAGAAUUUGCUCCUGGAACCAACCUAGCAGGGGAAGGCUUUGACAUCACCAAAAUGAAACGCAAAGGAGCCUUUGUCAUUGACAUGAACGUGUGGAAACGCAAAGACAAGACCUGCACCCUCUGUAAGAAUCCCUAUCUGGAAGGGAAACAACAGAGGCUUCCUUUGGCAGUGGUGGAUUGGAGACCAAACCACCAGUGUAGUAUGAAAGUGUCCAGUAAACUCCAUCGCUCCAGUGAGUCUCUCGUCAGCUCCAGUGGCUCUUCUGUGGAGAAUAACUGGCAGGUCAAUCUAGAGUUAGAGAAGGGAUCAAAAAGUGGGAAGAUUAUGCUCGCUGGUACCAACUCCAAAUUGGCUGAGUACUCCAUGGAGAAAACCAAGAGUGACAAGUUCAGUUUCACAAGCCACAGUGUGUCCUGCGGGUAUUACAGCUAUCGAGUAUCUGGCCAGCCCAAGUUACACCGAGAAUUCAAGACAGCAGUGAAGAAUCUCCCCAAAAUAUAUCAACAAGAAAACAAACAACGUUAUUACAAGCUUAUUGAUAACUUUGGCACGCAUUACAUUACCAAGGUGAGCCUGGGUGGAACGGUGCAGUCUGUGACCAGUAUCAUGCAGUGCCAGGCCAGCCUGCAGGGUCUCAGUGCGGAGGAGGUGAAGAUGUGUCUGGAUGUGGAGGCGUCUGCCAGUGUGGGUGACAGCAACAGCUUGAAGACUGAGUUCAAGCACUGUCAGGAGGAUAAGUCUAAGACAGAGAGCAAGGCCAGCUUCUCCAGUGUCUUCAAUGAUAGGUUCACAGAGGUGAAAGGUGGCCACACCACAGAACCAGAGCUCCUCUUCUCUGCUGAAAAAGAUCCCGCCUCCUACAAGGCAUGGCUGGACUCCCUACCACACUAUCCGGACAUCGUCUCCUAUUCGCUGGAAUCUCUCCAUGAGUUGCUGCCCACCACCAACCCAGCUCGGAAGCACCUGCGCAAGGCCAUCAGCGACUACAUCCUGGAGAAGGCCUUGUGGAAGAACUGUUCUGAACCCUGUCAAACUGGCAUCAAAAGUGACCACAGAGACUCCUGCGUCUGCAACUGCCACAACAACCCCGGGGUGAGCGCCGACUGCUGCCCCACCCGCAAGGGCCUGGCACGGGUGGUCAUCACUGUUCAGAGAGGGGCCAACCUGUGGGGAGACCACACAACUGCCACUGACGGCUACGUGAAGGUGGCUUUCGCAGGCCAGAUAAUCGGACGCACUACAGUUAUCUACAACAACAACAACCCCAGCUGGGCAAUGAGCUAUGACCUGGGAACCGUAGAUCUGUCAACCAGUAAGAAGCUGAGAUUUGAGGUGUGGGACGAGGACGACAAGUGGAACGACGACCUGUUAGGAGAAUGUGAGAAGGAGCUGACAGCCGGGGUGAAGGAGGAUCUCUGCAACCUCCAGCAUGGCCAAAUAUUCUACAAGUGGGAGGCGGUGUGUGCCCCCAGUCUAGGUGGCUCCGCCUGUAUGGACUAUGUGCCCUCCCCUAUGAAUCCCCAUCUGGAGAAGGUUUAUGUGUCUCGCCACUCCCGUCUCAUUCCAAAGGACAUGCUGGUGAGUAUGGGAGUGUUGGUGGACGGACCCAAUCUCCAUGACAACAAGAGCCUCAGUCCAGGGAACAGAGAGUGUGGUCGAUUUUAGAGGUAUGCAUGGUGAACCAUGUCAAAACACCAGAUCUUUUUCAGGUACAUUUCUCCAACCUAAAAUAAUCAAAUAAAUGUUUUGGUAAAAUGUGUUUUGUUUUCUAUACUGUAUCUUUGAACUCCCGAAUGGCACAGCGGUCUUAGGCACUGCAUCUCUGUGCAAGAAGCAUCACUACAGUCCCUGGUUCAAAUCCAGGCUGUAUUGCAUCUGGCCAUUAUUGGGAGUCCCAUAGGGCGGUGCACAAUUGGCCCAGCAUUGUCUGGGUUUGGCCGGGGUAGGCUGUCGUUGUAAAUAAGAAUUUGUUUAUAACUGACUUGCCUAGUUAAAUAAAGGUUACAUUUAAACAAAAUAAAACUAUUUGAGUAUUA
Oncorhynchus nerka (sockeye salmon) is the source of this 2336-nucleotide messenger RNA. Its product is annotated as perforin-1-like. The transcript has 5 exons. The coding region runs from base 196 to 1965 and encodes 589 amino acids. Gene Ontology annotation, molecular function: pore-forming activity; wide pore channel activity; calcium ion binding. Lineage: Eukaryota; Metazoa; Chordata; Actinopteri; Salmoniformes; Salmonidae. The record is from RefSeq and is a predicted model, not a curated record. Gene Ontology annotation, cellular component: membrane. Gene Ontology annotation, biological process: immunological synapse formation; T cell mediated cytotoxicity; defense response to virus.